AUGACCCCACCCCGUGCAAUCGUCUUCACCGACUGGGACGGCACCGUCACCCUCCAGGACUCGAACGACCUUCUGACCGACAACCUCGGCAUGGGCCACCCCCAGCGCAUGGCGCUCAACGACAGGAUCCUCGACGGCUCCCUCUCCUUCCGGGACGCGUUUGCCCUCAUGCUUGGCUCCGUCGCCGCCAACGGCCACUCCCUGCCCCACUGCAUCGAGUACUUGCUCCAGAACGUCAAGCUCGACCCGGGCUUCUCGGACACCAUCGAGUGGUGCGUCGCCAACGACAUCCCGCUCAUCGUCGUGUCCAGCGGCAUGGACGUCAUCAUCGAAACGCUCCUCAAAAAGCUCCUCCGCCCACAGCUCCACCCGUUCAUCCAGGUCUACUCCAACCACGUCGAGUCCCCCAACAGCGCCGGAUCCUGGAACAUCGUUUACAGAGACGACUCCAGCUUCGGCCACGACAAGAACCAGAGCAUCCAGCAUGCCGCAGCACUCUACUACCCUGACCCGGCUACCAGGGGAACCCUCUUCUACUGCGGCGACGGCGUCAGCGACGUGAGCGCCGCCAGAAGCUGCGACUUGCUCUUCGCAAAACAGGGGCACGACCUCGUAGACAUCUGCAAACGGGAUGGCAUCAACUACUUGGAGUUCGCCUCGUUCCACGACAUCCUCACCCAGAUACAGCAAGAGCUCAAAGUAUCAUGA
Molecule: messenger RNA, 708 nt
Organism: Pichia membranifaciens NRRL Y-2026
Lineage: Eukaryota; Fungi; Ascomycota; Pichiomycetes; Pichiales; Pichiaceae
Exons: 1
Coding region: 1-708 (235 amino acids)
Molecular function (GO): phosphatase activity
Source: RefSeq, a predicted model, not a curated record